Puccinia graminis f. sp. tritici CRL 75-36-700-3 is the source of this 3120-nucleotide messenger RNA. RefSeq lists its product as uncharacterized. Gene Ontology annotation, molecular function: single-stranded DNA endonuclease activity; damaged DNA binding; single-stranded DNA binding. Gene Ontology annotation, biological process: nucleotide-excision repair involved in interstrand cross-link repair; resolution of meiotic recombination intermediates; double-strand break repair via homologous recombination. Gene Ontology annotation, cellular component: nucleotide-excision repair factor 1 complex. Bases 1 to 3120 code for a protein of 1039 amino acids. The record is from RefSeq and is a predicted model, not a curated record. NCBI's taxonomy places the organism in Eukaryota, Fungi, Basidiomycota, Pucciniomycetes, Pucciniales, Pucciniaceae. The transcript has 14 exons.
AUGACGAGCACCGAGGAUACUAGCGAAGACCUACUAGCAUUUCAAGGGAAGAUACUGAAAGAGUUAAACGAGAAGGAUGGACUCCUGAUCCUCGCACGAGGGCUUGGACUUCGGACGAUUAUCUCGAGUUUCUUGAAAGCACAUUGUGCGAGAGCAUCCACGACAUCAGCCCGGCCGUUAGUCUUCGUCAUCAAUGCUACCACCGACGACGAGACCGGCAUCAAUGACUUCCUCGGCAUGCGAAUGGCGUGUAUCGGCCACGAGAUCUCCGCCUCCGAACGGGAACGCAUCUUUAAACAAGGCGGCGUACUCUCUAUCACCUCAAGAAUCUUGAUCGUCGACAUGCUCAACUCCAAAGUCGAACUCUCUCAAAUCACCGGGAUCGUCAUUCUUCAUGCUGAGGAAGUUUCUCCCACUUCAAUCGAGGCCUUCAUUCUUCGCGUCUUUCGGAAAUCCAAUAUUAAAGGAUUCAUCAAAGCGUUCUCAGAAGAGCCAGAGCAUUUUACUUUUGGAUUUUCACCGCUGCAGACCGUCUUGAGUCAAUUGAAGAUCCGGAAUGUAUUCCUUUGGCCAAGGUUUCGAGUGGAAAUCAAGGAGGACUUUGAAGCCAUGAAACCACAAGUGAUCGAAUUACACCAGCCGAUGAGUCCAGCGAUGAUCGAGAUUCAGACGGCGAUUAUUGAAUGUAUGGAUGCGACUCUAGCCGAGAUUAGAAGAGGCAACACCAAUUUGGAAGUCGAUGAUCUCACUAUCGAUAACGCUCUCCAUCGGUCGUUCGAUCAGAUCAUUCGCAAUCAGUUGAAUCCUAUCUGGCAUCGUGUUAGUUUCAAGACUAAACAAUUGGUCUCGGAUUUGAAAACACUUCGACAACUAUUAUCGUAUCUGUUAGCUUUUGAUUGUAUAACAUUUUACCGGUUCCUAGAAACAAUUCUGGUAGCCAAUUCUCCGAAGGAAACAGCAGCGGGUCCACGACAGAACGAAAGCCAAUGGCUAUUUACUAGCGCUGCAGAUACGAUCUUUUCGGUAGCGAAGAACAGGGUGUACGUCAAGACGCAGGAUCGGAAGAAGCAAGCGGCGGUGGUCGAUUCAAAUGAGAUCUCGAUCUUAGAGGACGGGCCAACUGCGGAGGAAGAGGAAGCGAUGAGGGAGAUUGAAGAGGUUGCUUUGAACGCUGCCGAAAGAGCCGGAUACGAUGUGUCCCGCUUCAACGUUUCCUCGGAUACUUGGGGCUGGUUACCUCCAGACACUGAACCUGUCUUGGAAAAUCAACCCAAGUGGCAGUUAUUAAAAGAUGUGCUCAAGGAAAUCGAAGAAAAUCUGUACGAGGCGGCUGAGGCUGAGACAGUCGGGUCCGAGGAGUCGAAUGCGAUCCUGAUAAUGUGCUCUUCGGCAUCAACUUGUUCAGUCCUCAAGGAAUAUCUGGCCACUCAACAUGCCUCAUCAGAUGCGAAGUACGGGACGCGACCGAUGAUGAAGCGAAGACUGAGGGAUUACUUUUUUUGGAAGAGGACGAUCGGGAAGAUGUCUCGCAAUCAGCAGCAAGAACCAUUGGCACCGAGUUCGAAAACGAAUACAGCAGAUGACUCGGCGUUGAAUGCAGCUCUCAAGCGCAAGAAUGAGUACCAACGAAAAGCCACUUAUCUGAACAAGAGACGACGAGUUAGAGGGGCCUCCAAUGCCGCUAACUCGGGCAAUUCGAGAGAUAAUCCGCUCGAUCUGAGCAAGCCUAACGACGCGGAAACCGUCGAGAAAGAAGCGAUCGAGGUGGCGGAUUUGUUCGAUUCGAUGACCAGUGCAUCGACCUUCCAAAAUGAUCCCGCUAGAACCGAUGAGGCUACGGAUGGCUUGACCACGGAUGACUUCGACCCAUCGGAUUUCGUCGCCCAUUUCGAUAUGCUCUCGAUGAAUGAUUUGGUCGUUAUUCAAGUCUAUCUGGGUGAUGAAGAUGAUAGUGUCUUGGAGGAACUCAGACCUAGUCACGUAAUUAUGUAUGAACCUGAUGUUGGUUUUGUCAGACGAGUUGAAUGUUUCCGUCUUCGCCAUCCAGAAUUAAAUGUGAAACCAUAUUUCUUAAUGUACAGUGAAUCGGUUGAAGAGCAGAAAUAUCUAUCGAACAUUCGAAGAGAGAAAGAAUCUUUUGAACGACUGAUUAGAGAGAAUUCGACGAUGGUUAUCCCGCUCGAAGUUGAGGCGAGACCGGGGGAAAUAAGUCAAGAGGGGAUCGUUCAGGCGAUUUCUUCGAGACAAGCAGGAGGUAAAGCGCUAAAAGUUGGGAUGCCGAAGGUUAUUGUGGACGUUCGUGAAUUUCGAUCGUCAUUACCCUCGUUAUUACAUGCUGGAAAUUUCGUGAUCGAGCCCACUACGCUCUUGAUUGGUGAUUAUAUAUUAUCACCUGAGAUGUGUGUUGAACGAAAGAGCAUUGCGGAUUUAAUUCAGAGUUUUAAUUCGGGCCGAUUAUAUCAACAGUGUGAAAUGAUGUCAGCCCAUUAUAAAACGCCGAUAUUGUUGAUCGAAUUUGAUGAAAAGAAAUCAUUCACACUUGAGACUUACAAAGAAACGAGGGGAAACAAGACGAGUACGAUCACUGCAGCCCCAACGGAUUCGGAUUUACAAGCCAAACUAGUCCUGCUGACCUUAACGUUCAAGAAGUUGAGGUUGAUUUGGUCGUCAUCGCCAUCGGCAACAGCCGAGAUCUUCCGAGACUUGAAACUGACUCAUCCAGAGCCGGAUGCCGAGACGGCUAGUCUGGUUGGAAUGGACGACAUCUCGAAGGGCGAGAAGGGCAAACUGGACUUGAUGGCAAUCAACAAGACCCAACAGAAUCAGAACUUUGGCAUCUGCAGUUCUGCGCACGAAGUUUUGAAGGCUUUGCCCGGAAUGGAUGAGUUGAAAGCUAGGAAACUAAUCUAUGGAGUCGUUAAUACUACUGCCACUAAUAAUAAUAACAAUACAUCAGCAUCGGCAUCGACAUCCGCUUCCGCUUCUUCUUCUUCAAUCUUCCAGGUCAAGAACUUGAACGAUUUGUGUCAGUUAUCUGAGCGUGAUCUCAAGAACUUGUUUGGUCCUCAAUCAGGCUCUAGGCUGUUCCGUUUCCUUCAUGAUGAAGUCGACCAACCAUAA